AUGGGCCCUGGGUGGGUGCACUGCUGGCCCCAGAAAAUCAACAAUAGCUGUGUUUGCAUUUCGAAGCAAACACACAUUUCUAAAACAGACAAGGUAAGUGAAGAAACAAAGAAACUGAUCUCUUCACUUCCUACAGACAAAGAUUUUCAAGGGAAUCUGUGCAAGUACCAAGGAUGUUGGUAUUACUACAACACUCUCCAAGGAGUCAUCAAUUUCCAUAACAAUUUUCAACCACAGGACACCGAUGUAAUCCUAGCUUCUUCCCCAAAGUCCGGCACAACUUGGCUCAAGGCACUCACGGUCGCACUCUUGGAGAGAUCUAAACAUCAUGAUGAUCAUCCAUUGCUGUCAGAUAAUCCUCAUGCCUUAGUACCAUUCUUGGAGAACAAUCUGUAUCUCAAAAGCUCAACACCGGACCUAACCAAGUACUCAUCAUCCCCGAGGCUGUUUGCGACUCACAUGCCUUUGCACACCUUGAAAGAGGGCCUCAAUGGUUCUCCUUGCAAGAUUGUGUUCAUGUGCAGGAACGCAAAGGACGCGUUGAUAUCUAUGUGGUAUUUCGUUUGCAAGUAUCAGAGAGUUGAAGCGAGUAGAAGCAUUCUCGAGUCGUUGUUCGAGUCGUUGUGCAGUGGAGUCACCUUCUACGGUCCCUUUUGGGACCAAGUCCUCAGCUACUGGAGAGGCAGCUUGGAAGAUCCGAGUCGUGUCCUGUUCAUGAAGUACGAGGAAAUGAAAGAAGAGCCUUAUGCUCAGCUCAAGAGACUUGCGGAGUUCUUAGGUUGUCCUUUCACCGAGGAAGAAUUAGAGAGCGGAUCUGUGGACAAGGUCUUAGAGCUCUGCUCCCUGCGUAGCCUUAGCGACUUGGAGAUCAACAAGUCCGGAAAAAACGUCAACGGCGUGGAUUACAAGUUCUAUUUCCGAAAAGGAGAAGUCUGUGACUGGAAAAAUCAUCUCACUCCGGAGAUGGAGAGGAGAAUCGACAUGAUCAUUGAGGAGAAACUCAAAGGUUCAGGUUUGAGUUUCUAAGAGUAUUGCUAUCCUUUGUUGUUGUUGUGUUUCUAUUAUUAUCGUAAAUAAGAUCUUUCACAUUGUAACUUUGGUCUGAUGACCAACAUUAUUCAUUCAC
Molecule: messenger RNA, 1126 nt
Organism: Brassica oleracea var. oleracea
Lineage: Eukaryota; Viridiplantae; Streptophyta; Magnoliopsida; Brassicales; Brassicaceae
Product: cytosolic sulfotransferase 1-like
Exons: 2
Coding region: 1-1026 (341 amino acids)
Biological process (GO): sulfation
Cellular component (GO): cytoplasm
Molecular function (GO): sulfotransferase activity
Source: RefSeq, a predicted model, not a curated record